Merops nubicus (carmine bee-eater) is the source of this 495-nucleotide messenger RNA. Its product is annotated as glioma pathogenesis-related protein 1-like. NCBI's taxonomy places the organism in Eukaryota, Metazoa, Chordata, Aves, Coraciiformes, Meropidae. The record is from RefSeq and is a predicted model, not a curated record. The transcript is spliced from 4 exons. The annotation marks the transcript as partial.
UUACCCAGCAUAACCGAUAAGGCCUUCGUGGAGGAGUGCGUGAGCGUCCACAACCAGCUCCGCGCCCAGGUCCAGCCGCCCGCCAGCAACAUGCGGUACAUGACCUGGGAUGCAGCUUUGUCAAGGACUGCAAAGGCAUGGGCAAAUAAAUGCAUUUUUAAGCAUAACAUAUACCUAAGAGAGAAACACCAGUGCCAUCCUAAUUUCACAUCUAUUGGAGAGAAUAUUUGGGUUGGAAGUCGUCCGGCAUUCACUGUUGCUAAUGCCAUUAAAGCGUGGUAUAAGCAGGUCAAAGACUAUACUUUUGCAGUGCCGAAAUGUACUAAGACUUGCGGUCAUUACCUUCAGGUUGUUUGGGACUACUCUUACAAAAUUGGCUGUGCUGUUACUCUUUGUAAGAAAGUUGCAGGAAUACGAAAUGCAGCAAAUUUUAUUUGCAACUAUUCACCCAGCAAACCUGGGCCACUAUUGAGGAGUUCUAUUAGCCUGAACUAA